GGGCAGCUCCAGACUCGGAGCCCGCGCGGUUGAGUGCGGGUAGUUUGGUGGGUGUUGCGGCCUCAAAAUGAGCGAGGCCGACGGGCUGAGGCAUCGCCGGCCCCUGCGGCCGCAGGUUGUAACGGACGAUGGCCAGGCCCCAGAGGUCAAGGACGGCAGCUCCUUUAGCGGCAGAGUUUUCCGAAUGACCUUCUUGAUGCUGGCUGUGUCUCUCACUGUUCCCUUGCUUGGAGCCAUGCUGCUUCUAGAAUCUCCCAUAGAUCCCCAGCCUCUCAGCUUCAAAGAACCCCCUUUCUUGCUUGGUGUUCUGCAACCAAAUACGAAGUUGCGGCAGGCGGAAAGGCUAUUUGAAAAUCAACUCAUUGGGCCAGAGUCCAUAGCAAAUAUUGGGGAUGUGAUGUUUACUGGUACAGCAGAUGGCCGGGUUGUAAAACUUGAAAAUGGGGAAGUAGAGGUCAUCGCCCGAUUUGGUUCAGGACCAUGCAAAACCCGGGAUGAUGAACCUGCGUGUGGGAGACCCCUGGGCAUCCGGGCAGGGCCCAAUGGAACUCUUUUUGUGGCUGAUGCAUAUAAGGGACUGUUUGAAGUAAAUCCCAGGAAACGUGAAGUGAAGCUGCUGCUAUCCUCUGAGACACCCAUUGAGGGAAAGAAAAUGUCCUUUGUGAAUGAUCUUACUAUCACCCGUGAUGGGAAGAAGAUUUAUUUUACAGAUUCCAGCAGCAAGUGGCAAAGACGGGAUUACCUGCUUUUGAUAAUGGAAGGCAGUGAUGAUGGGCGCCUGCUGGAGUAUGAUACAGAGACCAAGGAAGUGAAAGUUUUGUUGGACCAGUUGCGGUUCCCUAAUGGGGUCCAGCUUUCUCCCAAAGAAGACUUUGUCCUGGUGGCAGAGUUGACCAUGGCCAGGAUACGUAGAGUCUAUGUGUCUGGCCUGAUGAAGGGAGGGGCUGAUAUGUUUGUGGAGAACUUGCCUGGAUUUCCUGACAACAUCAGAGCCAGCAGCUCCGGAGGGUACUGGGUUGCCAUGUCUGCCAUUCGCGCAAACCCUGGCUUUUCCAUGUUGGAUUUCUUGUCUGAGAAACCUGGCAUUAAAAGAGUGAUUUUUAAGCUGUUCAGUCAGGACACGGUGGUGAAGGCUGUGCCACGGUAUAGCCUCGUCCUAGAACUCAGUGACAGUGGUGCCUUCCGGAGAAGCCUUCACGAUCCUGACGGGCUGGUAGCCCCCUACAUCAGUGAGGUGCAUGAGCACAAUGGUUACCUGUACCUGGGGUCCUUCAGGUCUCCCUUCAUCUGCAGACUCAGCCUCCAGUCAGUUUAGCCAGUGCAGCAGCUCUCCUUGCCACAUGUGCUAGAUGUUGCUGCUGUUGGCCACCAUACCUGGUCCAGGAAGAACUAUAGAUCCAGUUCUGUUCUGUAUAUCCAUCAGCCCUAAGGGUUGUGGUGGGAACAGCUGCAACUCCGAGGAUGUGCAGGCCCAGAGUGGCACCCCUCACCUUUCAAUUUCACCUUUUGAGGGACCAUGUUCUGUCAUGGGGAAGACAAAUUCAUGUAAAGCCAUUUUCUUUUAAAAAUGAAGCUAAGUACAAUAAUCUGUAGGGCUUGUGAAACUUCAUGCACUUUUAGCAGGGCUCAGGGUUUAGUGGAUAGAGCAGGAGGUGAGCUGCCCAGGGAUCUUAUUCUUGUUACUGACUCUGUUCUGCUGCUGGCUUAGGUGUCUUUAUUCUUAAGAUUAUUUUGUGGGGAGAGAAGGGUGGCAUGGAAGGAUGGGAAGCCCAACAUAAGGUGGUAACUAUCCAAGCAGAGGCAGAUUUGUGUUCUCAGGGGUUGUGUGGGAUGCUGGCCUUUGGGUUCCACAGUGGAGGGACAGCCCUGUACCCUCCAUAGCUGUCCCCACGCUCUCCACCUGUGGUGGCCUGGCAUCUGUUCAUGCCAAAGGUUUUCAGGGCUCCUGAAUAAAUGUCCAGAAAAAAGAGCAAAAAUUUCAGUGGAGGGCUUUUUCUGUGAAUACCAUCCCCACUAUCCAGAAGUGCAUUUAGGAUAUCAUUUCUGUACCUUCAUUCUCCAUCUGUACACCCACAGAUGUGAGUAGUUCACGUGUUGAUGUUGUGUUUGUGCUAGUGUUAAUAAAGCCCUGCCAAGUUGCUGA
Perognathus longimembris pacificus (Pacific pocket mouse) is the source of this 2143-nucleotide messenger RNA. It is a transcript of the gene Apmap, whose product is annotated as adipocyte plasma membrane associated protein. The transcript is spliced from 9 exons. The coding region runs from base 68 to 1315 and encodes 415 amino acids. Lineage: Eukaryota; Metazoa; Chordata; Mammalia; Rodentia; Heteromyidae. The record is from RefSeq and is a predicted model, not a curated record. Gene Ontology annotation, molecular function: strictosidine synthase activity. Gene Ontology annotation, biological process: biosynthetic process.